This is a messenger RNA of Pediculus humanus corporis (human body louse), 600 nucleotides long. RefSeq names its product orf protein, putative. Gene Ontology annotation, cellular component: motile cilium; ciliary basal body. The record is from RefSeq and is a predicted model, not a curated record. Lineage: Eukaryota; Metazoa; Arthropoda; Insecta; Psocodea; Pediculidae. Bases 1 to 600 code for a protein of 199 amino acids. The transcript is spliced from 2 exons. Gene Ontology annotation, biological process: positive regulation of cell motility; cilium assembly; regulation of cilium beat frequency involved in ciliary motility.
AUGACAGAUUUUUACAUGUCACCUGGUUUUACAUGCAUUUUCCACAGCGUAAAUAAACAUUCAUUGGCAAAAUGGGAAAAAAAAAUAAGAAACGGUACGAUAAAAAAAUUAAGAGACGACGAAUUGUGUUCUCAAGUAUUGGAAAUAAAUGCUCCCAAAAUGGCGGCCACGUACAUAAUGUGUCCUGCAGAUCCGAAUCAAGUAUUGAAAAUAAAAAAUCCAAUAUUAAACAUGACUGUUAAAAAUUUAAAUAAAUAUUUCGCUUUCGACGUUCAAAUAUUAGACGAUAAAGGAGUUAAAAGAAGGUUUAGAGCUUCGACGCAUCAAAACGUAACGGAAGUAAAACCUUUUUAUACUAAACUUCCGCUGACGUUGGAAGAAGGUUGGAAUCAAAUAAAUUUUCCGUUACAAGAUUUUACAAUGCGCUGCUUCGGAACGAAUCACGUUCAAACGUUGAGAAUACAAAUAUACGCAAGUUGCAGGUUAAAAAGAAUUUUUUUUUCAAAUAAAAUAUUACAAGAACAAGAUAUACCCUUGGAAUUUCGUUUGAAUUCUAUGUCGAUACCUAUAAAACCUAAUCAAAGUAUUCGACAAUACUAG